Mustela erminea (ermine) is the source of this 3162-nucleotide messenger RNA. It is a transcript of the gene TULP3, whose product is annotated as TUB like protein 3. Lineage: Eukaryota; Metazoa; Chordata; Mammalia; Carnivora; Mustelidae. Bases 251 to 1579 code for a protein of 442 amino acids. The record is from RefSeq and is a predicted model, not a curated record. The transcript is spliced from 13 exons. Gene Ontology annotation, biological process: protein localization to cilium. Gene Ontology annotation, cellular component: cilium.
CACCCUAGCAGGGGCGUCGGGGGUUCUGGACUUGGUUGCCACUUCCUGAGCCGCGGGGAUGGAGGCGUCGCGCUGCCGGCUCGGACCCCGCGGGGACAGGAAGGGGUGAAAUUCAGAAUGAUGUUCUUUGAAAGAACUGAUCAGAAAAAAACAGAAGGAAGUCUCAAGAAACAAAGACCACACCCUGUAUUUGCGGGGGGGGGGGGGGGGGGAAGGAAUCUCUUCAUUGAGUGCCUUUGAAGAUGAGACCAUGAAGCUUCGACAGCUGAAACUAGAUAAUCAGAGAGCACUGCUGGAGAAGAAGCAGAGAAAAAAGCGCCUUGAGCCACUCAUGGUACAGCCAAAUCCAGAAGCAAGGCUUCGUCGAUCAAAGCCAAGAGGUAGCGAGGAGCAAACUCCUUUGGUGGAACCUCAUACCCCACAGAACGAUGUCAUCUUACAUGGCAUUGAUGGUCCAGCUGCCUUCUUGAAGCCAGAUGCUCAAGAUUUGGAAACCAAACUUCACGUUCUCUCAGUAGGCUCCUCUGCUACAGAAGAAGAUACUGAAGAAAGUGUUGAUGGAGAAAGCACUUUGGAGACUGUGUCUAAGCCAGAUCUCCAGGAGAUUCUCCAAAAACAUGGUAUCUCAGGUAGUUUGAACUUCGAUGAAGAGGAGACCGAUGGGGAGGAAGAAGGGAAAAAAUUAUGUCAUUCACCAUAUUCAGAGGCAGAGAGACCCAAUUCUGCAUCCAGCCAGAAAUCAACUACAGAUAUAGGAGCUUCCGGAACUGCAGCCCAACAAAUGGAUAACCAGCUGGGGGAAGUGGAGAACUUAGAGGACUUUGCAUAUAGUCCUGCCCCUCGGGGUAUUACAGUCAAGUGUCGGAUAACCAGGGAUAAAAAAGGAAUGGAUCGGGGUCUCUUCCCCACUUACUAUAUGCACUUGGAAAAGGACGAAAAUCGAAAGAUAUUUCUUCUUGCAGGUAGAAAGCGGAAAAAGAGCAAAACAUCCAACUACCUUAUCUCCACUGAUCCAACAGAUUUAUCUCGUGAAGGGGAAAGUUAUAUUGGCAAACUCAGAUCCAACCUCAUGGGGACCAAGUUUACAGUUUAUGACCAUGGCGUUAGCCCGACCAAGGCCCAAGGUCUGGUAGAAAAGACGUAUAUCCGGCAGGAGCUGGCAGCCAUCUGUUACGAAACAAAUGUACUUGGAUUUAAAGGUCCUAGGAAAAUGUCUGUGAUUGUUCCAGGGAUGAAUAUGAAUCAUGAACGGAUCCCAUUUCGGCCACGAAAUGACCACGAGAGCUUGCUUUCCAAAUGGCAAAACAAAACCAUGGAGAACUUGAUUGAACUGCACAACAAAGCCCCAGUCUGGAACGAUGACACGCAGUCCUACGUCCUGAACUUCCAUGGCCGUGUCACUCAGGCAUCAGUGAAGAACUUUCAGAUAGUCCACGAGAAUGACCCUGACUACAUAGUCAUGCAGUUUGGACGCGUAGCAGAUGAUGUGUUCACCCUGGACUACAACUACCCGCUGUGUGCACUUCAAGCCUUUGCCAUUGGGCUUUCUAGCUUUGACAGCAAGCUGGCCUGUGAAUGAGGAAACAGCAGGCGCCUAGCUUUCUCACUCAGAGCUUUCAGGAGCCGAUACUUGCCUCCUUUGCUUUUGCCCCAGGCCAUGAAGAGCACCAGCCCGCCCCUUUGGGAGUAAUCCCCGAAUGUAUGUAUAUGUGUCUAUGUGCAUGUGUACAUGUGUAUAUGUGUAUAUGCACACACGCACAUACAUACACAUUCAACUUCUCUGGGCUCCACAGACCAGGUCAGGGGUCACGGCUUCACCUGGGUGAGGGGUGGUUCAGAGCACAGAAGGUUCCUGUCCAGAGCACAUUGGUAACUCCCGAGGGGACUGGCCAGCACAUUCUGUGCCUCUGCGGUCAGAUUUCCUGCGCUUGGGAACUUGCAGAUAGAAUCAGGUUCUAAUGAUUACUUCCCAGGAUCUUUUUUUGGGGAAGACCUUUCCAGAGUAGGACAGUUGCCUAAAUUGCCUUUAGUCUUCAGGUCUGCAGACUUUUUCUGUAAACGGCCAGAGAGUCCCUUACAGCUGCUCAGCCACAGCCAGUUCAGAAACCCGGGAGUGUGGCCGUGUUCCACUGAAACCUGGUUUACAAAAACAAGCAGCACACUAGAUUUGGGAUAUUGCUGUACGUGAUGGGCCUCGGCAUCUUCCAGAAUGAGCCCGUGGCUGUGACAUCAUAUGAGUGGAACAUAUGAGUGGAACAUGGGUAUCUCUAGGGAGCAGUAGUCCCACAGACUGGGGGUCCAAAAGGUACUCUACUUCAUCCGCGUAGCUUUUACAUUGUUUUUUAUUUUUUAUUUUAUUUUUAAAUUUUUUUUAAGUAAGCUUAAACUCACGACCCUGAGAUCAGAAGUUACACGCUCUACUGACGGAUUCAGCCAGAUCAUAAAGAGUUUUGCCAAGUCUUUCAGAUUAUUAGCACCUCCCAACAAAUCCUAGGACUCUGUUUGCCACCGGCUCACUGGUCUCAGAAUGCAUCUGACUCUAGACAAUCCAAGAGCUUUGUGAGUUCUACGUUCAGCAUUGUUCUGCCCCCAAGCCUUUGUGCGCCUGAGCUUUUUGCCAGCAUGGGGCAAGGAAUCAGCCGCUGUUGUUCCAUUAUGUUUCCCUUCCGUGGACUUCCUUUGCGUCCCUGCUUCCUGUCGUUCCUUGCUCCACAUCAAAUAGCGACGAAGGAAAAGAGCUGGGAGAUGAAAAGACUCUUCGCUCGUCCCCCACAGGCGAGGCCUAUCUGUUGUUUUGACGUGAUUGGUUUCCAUCUCAGGCGUGCUUCCUAUCAAGUGCCUCAUUCAUAGAAGUGCCCUAACGCGCCCGACAGACCUCUGGCACCACCGUCCUGACGUACUGUCUGAUCCGCCCUUGUUGAAAACGGAAAGCUGUUCACUUCUCUCCAGUUGCAGUAGAUGACCGCGUCUGGGGAUACGGAGCCUGACAGGAUGGCUGGAUCUAAUCCUGCUUCCUCCUGCUCUGUCUGGCUCUAAGACAUCCAUCCAUACCCCAGCUUCAGGUACUCUCUGCUUGAGUGUGCAGGCGAUUGGUUUUACAGAAAUCAUAUUUAUAACUUUUGUAUGCUACAGAAAUAAAAAAUAAUUUAUAUAAAAAUGUGA